Molecule: messenger RNA, 11492 nt
Organism: Malaclemys terrapin pileata
Lineage: Eukaryota; Metazoa; Chordata; Testudines; Emydidae
Gene: USP34
Product: ubiquitin specific peptidase 34
Exons: 81
Coding region: 148-10845 (3565 amino acids)
Biological process (GO): protein deubiquitination
Cellular component (GO): nucleus; cytosol
Molecular function (GO): cysteine-type deubiquitinase activity; cysteine-type endopeptidase activity
Source: RefSeq, a predicted model, not a curated record
CCGCCACAGGCUCAUUUGCAUUGAUCAGCCGCCCCCUCCCCCUUCCCAGACCGGCCCCUCUCCCCCCAUCAAUCAUCAAUCAGCACCGAGUGGAUCAAUCAAUGGUCGGGAGGAGGCGGCGGCGGCGGCUGCUGCUGUUAAUGAACAAUGUGUGAGAGCUGCGCCGAGCUGCUGGAGGUGUUAAAUGAGAUAUCUGACAUCGAAGGUGGUGAUGGAUUGCAGCUCCGAAAGGAACAUGCACUCAAGAUAUUUGCUUAUAUCAACUCCUGGACGCAAAGACAAUGUCUGUGCUGCUUCAAGGAGUAUAAGCAUUUGGAGAUCUUUAACCAAGUAGUAUGUGCGCUUAUUAACUUAGUGAUUGCCCAAGUUCAAGCUCUACGGGACCAGCUCUGUAAACAUUGCACUAUUAACAUAGAUUCAACAUGGCAAGAUCAGAAUAAUCAAGCCAAUGAGCCACUGAAUGUAGAAAGAGAGUCUCAUGAAGAAGAAAAUGGAGAACGACAAAAAUGCUUAGAGAAAAAGUUAGACUCCACAAGAACUUGUAUCCUGACAGAGGAAGAAUCUGCAAAGAGCACUGAUGCUUUUAGCUUGUGGAGCACUGAUGAGAAGGAAAAACUGUUGCUGUGUGUGGCAAAAAUCUUUCAGAUUCAGUUUCCUCUGUAUACUGCUUACAAGCAUAAUACUCAUCCCACAAUAGAGGAUAUUUCUGCCCAAGAAAGCAAUAUAUUAGGGGCGUUCUGUGAUAUGAAUGAUGUAGAAGUACCAUUGCACUUGCUUCGAUAUGUUUGUCUAUUUUGUGGAAAAAAUGGCCUUUCGCUCAUGAAGGAUUGUUUUGAACAUGGAACCCCUGAUACAUUGCCAUUUCUUAUAGCACAUGCAUUUAUCACAGUGGUAUCUAAUAUCAGGAUAUGGCUACACAUCCCUGCUGUCAUGCAGCACAUUAUACCAUUUAGGACCUAUGUUAUCAGGUAUUUAUGUAAACUGUCAGACCAAGAGUUGCGACAGAGUGCAGCCCGGAACAUGGCAGAUUUAAUGUGGAGUACAGUUAAAGAACCAUUGGAUACAGCCUUGUGUUUUGAUAAAGAAAGUCUUGAUCUUGCGUUUAAGUACUUUAUGUCUCCAACUUUAACAAUGAGGUUGGCUGGACUGAGUCAAAUAACAAAUCAACUUCACACCUUUAAUGAUGUGUGUAAUAAUGAAUCAUUGGUUUCAGACACAGAAACGUCCAUUGCAAAAGAGCUUGCAGACUGGCUUAUCAGCAACAAUGUGGUUGAGCAUAUUUUUGGACCAAAUUUACAUAUUGAGAUCAUCAAACAGUGCCAAGUGAUUCUCAAUUUUCUUGCAGCUGAAGGGCGACUUAGUACUCAGCACAUAGACUGCAUUUGGGCAGCAGCGCAGCUGAAACAUUGUAGUCGCUAUAUACAUGAUCUGUUUCCUUCAUUAAUCAAGAACUUGGACCCUGUCCCGCUUAGACAUCUUCUUAAUCUAGUCUCAACUCUUCAUCCAAGUGCUCAUACUGAACAGACCUUAUAUUUGGCAUCAAUGCUUAUAAAAGCACUGUGGAAUAAUGCACUAGCAGCUAAGGCCCAGUUAUCAAAACAGAGUUCAUUUGCAUCUUUACUCAGUACUAAUCUACCCAUGGGAAAUAAGAAAGAGGAAGAAGAGCUCAGAAGGGCAGCCCCAUCGCCUUGGUCACCUGCAGCUAGUCCUCAAAGUAGUGACAACAGUGACACCCAUCAGAGUGGAGGCAGUGACAUUGAAAUGGAGGAGCAGAUAAUCAACAGAAACAAACACGUGCAACAGCGACUUUCAGAUACAGAGGAGUCCAUGCAAGGAAGUUCUGAUGAGACAGCAAACAGUGGUGAGGAUGGCAGCAGUGGUCCUGGUAGCAGCAGUGGCCACAGUGAUGGAUCCAGUAAUGAGGCCAAUUCCAGUCAUGCAAGCCAGUCUGCAGGAAGUCCAGGGAGUGAGGUGCAAUCAGAAGAUAUUGCAGAUAUUGAAGCUCUCAAAGAAGAAGAUGAGGAAGAGGAGGAAGAUAGGGGUCAUAAUCCUCAGAAAAACAGUAGGAGCACAGAGCUACUAAGCAGGAAGAUAGAAUCACAAGCAGGCAUUUGUUUAGGAGAUUCACAAGGGGCAGCAGAUAGGAGUGGUAAUGGGUCAGGAAAGGACCAUGUUUUUAACACUGAGUCUGUGCCUCCAGUGGAUAGUCGAAUUAGAAUGCUAGAUGCCUGUUCACACACUGAAGAUGCAGAACAUGAUAUGACCGGAGAAAUUAAUCCAGCUCACAUAUCACAAGGGUCUCAGGAUUCUUGUAUAACACAUACAGGGGACUUCCUUGGGGAAAGCAUUGGAAAUGAAUUAUUUAACUGUCGGCAGUUUAUUGGGCCACAGCAUCACCACCACCACCACCACCACCAUCACCAUCAUGAUGGACACAUGGUUGACGAUAUGCUAAGUGCAGAUGAUGUCAGUUGUAGUAGUUCCCAGGUCAGUGCAAAAUCUGAAAAAAAUAUGGCUGAUUUUGAUGGUGAAGAGUCUGGUUGUGAAGAAGAACUUGUACAGAUUAAUUCACAUGCUGAGCUAACAUCUCAUCUUCAACAGCAUCUUCCUAACCUUGCUUCUAUCUACCAUGAACACCUUAGUCAAGGGCCAGCAGUCCAUAAACACCAGUACAACAGCAACGCAGUGACGGAUAUUAACUUGGAUAAUGUUUGUAAGAAGGGAAAUACUCUUUUGUGGGAUCUGGUCCAGGAUGAAGAUGCAAUUCAUCUCUCUGAGGGAUUAAUAAAUGAAGCAGAGAAGCUGCUCUGUUCCUUAGUGUGCUGGUUUACUGAUAGGCAGAUCCGAAUGAGAUUCAUCGAAGGCUGCCUGGAAAACUUAGCAAAUAACAGAUCUGUAGUAGUUUCACUUCGUCUUCUUCCAAAGUUAUUUGGUACAUUUCAGCAAUUUGGGAGCAGUUAUGAUACACAUUGGAUAACAAUGUGGGCAGAAAAAGAACUUAACAUGAUGAAACUCUUCUUUGAUAAUUUGAUACACUACAUUCAAGCAGUAAGGGAAGGACGACAUAAACAUGCAUUGUACAGCCACAGUGCAGAAGUUCAAGUGCGUCUUCAGUUUUUGACAUGUGUUUUUUCAACUCUUGGAUCACCAGAUCAUUUCACACCAAAGAAAAUGCAACUCCAUACACAACAACAAAUGAAAAUGAACAGAUUGAGUUUAGAACAAGUGGACAUUUUAUGGCAUUGUUUAGUAGAAGAUUCUGAGUGCUAUGAUGAUGCAUUACACUGGUUCUUAAAUCAAGUACGAAGUAAAGAUCAGCAUGCUAUGGGAAUGGAAACCUACAAGCAUCUUUUCUUAGAAAAGAUGCCACAGCUAAAACCUGAAACUAUUAGUAUGACUGGUCUAAACCUGUUUCAACAUUUAUGCAACUUGGCCCGAUUGGCUACCAGUGCAUAUGAUGGUGGCUCAAACUCAGAGUUGUGUGGUAUGGACCAAUUCUGGGGCAUUGCUUUAAGAGCACAGUCUGGUGAUGUCAGUCGAGCAGCUAUCCAGUAUAUCAAUUCUUAUUAUAUUAAUGGUAAAACAGGUCUGGAAAAAGAACAAGAAUUUAUUAGCAAGUGUAUGGAGAGCCUUAUGAUCGCUUCCAGUAAUCUUGAGCAAGACUCCCACUCAAGUCUCACCAUAAUUGAAAGAGGACUUUUAAUGCUAAAGACACACCUUGAAGCUUUUAGGAGAAGGUUUGCGUAUCAUCUGAGACAGUGGCAGAUUGAAGGCACUGGUAUCAGCAGUCACUUAAAGGCACUUAGUGAUAAACAGUCAUUACCACUAAGAAUAGUAUGUCAGCCAGCUGGACUUCCUGACAAGAUGACUAUAGAAAUGUAUCCUAGUGAUCAAGUGGCAGAUCUAAGGGCUGAGGUUACCCAUUGGUAUGAAAAUUUGCAGAAAGAGCAGAUAAACCAGCAAGCUCAGCUUCAAGAGUUUGGCCAAAGCAGCCGGAAAGGAGAUUUCCCUGGUGGUCUCAUGGGACCUGUGAGAAUGAUUUCAUCUGGGCACGAACUAACAACUGAUUAUGAUGAAAAAACACUUCAUGAAUUGGGCUUUAAGGAUAUGCAGAUGGUGUUUGUAUCCUUGGGUGCACCACGGAGGGAGCGAAAAGGUGAAGGUGUUCAGCUUCCAGCAUCUUGCCUACCUCCUCCUCAGAAGGACAACAUUCCAAUGCUUUUACUUUUGCAAGAACCUCAUCUUACCACCCUUUUUGAUUUGUUAGAGAUGCUUGCAUCUUUUAAACCUCCUUCUGGUGAAAUGGCUAUGGAAGAUAGUGAGAGUGCAAGAUGUGAAGAACUCCACCUUCAUGCAGAAAACCUGUCCAGGCGUGUCUGGGAACUGUUAAUGCUUCUACCUACAUGUCCUAACAUGUUACAGGCAUUCCAAAAUAUUUCAGAUGAACAGGGUAAUGAUGGAUUUAGUUGGAAGGAUCUCCUGCGAAUAAAAAGUGCCCAUAAACUUUUGUAUGCACUUGAAAUCAUUGAAGCUUUGGGCAAGCCUAACAGAAGAAUAAGGCGAGAGUCUACGGGAAGUUAUAGUGACCUUUAUCCAGACUCUGAUGAUUCGAGUGAAGAUCAAAUAGAAAAUAGUAAAAACACCUGGAGCUGCAAGUUUGUUGCUGCUGGAGGGCUUCAACAAUUGUUAGAAAUUUUUAAUUCGGGAAUUCUAGAGCCUAAAGAGCAGGAACCAUGGACUGUGUGGCAGCUAGACUGUCUUGCUUGCUUGCUGAAGUUGAUAUGCCAGUUUGCAGUAGAUCCUUCAGAUUUGGAUUUAGCUUAUCAUGAUGUAUUUGCCUGGUCUGGUGUAGCAGAGAGUCACAGGAAAAGAACUUGGCCAGGCAAAUCGAGGAAGACUGCAGGAGAUCAUGUAAAGGGCCUUCAUAUACCUCGUCUCACAGAGGUAUUCCUUGUACUUGUCCAGGGAACAAGUUUGAUUCAGCGACUUAUGUCAGUUGCUUAUACAUAUGACAACUUGGCACCUAGGGUGUUGAAAGCUCAGUCUGAUCACAGAUCAAGACAUGAAGUUACUCAUUAUUCAAUGUGGCUCUUGGUGAGUUGGGCCCACUGCUGUUCUUUGGUGAAAUCCAGCCUGGCAGAUAGUGAUCAUUUACAAGAUUGGCUAAAGAAACUUACCCUUCUUAUUCCAGAGACUGCAGUUCGCCAUGAGUCCUGUAAUGGUCUGUACAAAUUAUCUCUCUGUGGUUUGGAUGGGGGAGACUCAAUUAAUCGAUCCUUUCUGCUACUGGCCUCAUCAACAUUAUUAAAAUUUCUUCCUGAUGCUCAGGCAUUGAAACCUAUCCGGAUAGAGGAUUAUGAAGAGGAACCAGUGUUACGAUCUGGUUGUAAGGAAUAUUUUUGGUUGCUAUGCAAACUGAUUGAUAACAUACAUGUAAAAGAUGCCAGUCAGACAACACUGCUUGAUUUAGAUGCCCUAGCAAGACACCUUGCUGACUGCAUUCGAAGCAGAGAAAUCCUUGAUCAUCAAGAUGGUAACAUAGAAGAUGAUGGUCUUACAGGGCUCCUGCGGCUUGCAACGAGUGUUAUUAAACACAAACCACCUUUUAAAUUUUCCCGGGAAGGACAGGAGUUUCUAAGAGACAUCUUCAAUCUUCUGUUUUUGCUGCCAAGUCUAAAAGAUAAACAACAGCCAAAAUGCAAGUCACAUUCUUCAAGGGCUGCUGCUUACGACUUGUUGGUAGAAAUGGUAAAGGGGUCUGUAGAAAACUACAGGCUGCUCCACAACUGGGUUAUGGCACAACAUAUGCAGUCUUCCCAUGCGCCUUACAAAUGGGAUUAUUGGCCACAUGAUGAUGUUCGAGCUGAAUGCAGAUUUGUUGGUCUAACUAAUCUUGGAGCAACUUGUUACUUGGCAUCCACUAUUCAGCAGCUGUAUAUGAUACCAGAGGCUAGACAAGCCAUUUUUACUGCUAAGUAUUCAGAGGACAUGAAGCACAAGACCACUCUACUAGAACUUCAGAAAAUGUUUACAUAUUUAAUGGAAAGUGAAUGCAAGGCAUACAAUCCAAGGCCUUUCUGUAAAACCUACACCAUGGAUAAGCAACCACUUAACACUGGAGAGCAAAAAGACAUGACAGAAUUCUUCACUGAUCUGAUAACAAAAAUUGAGGAAAUGUCUCCAGAAUUGAAAAAUACAGUGAAAAGUUUAUUUGGAGGGGUCAUUACAAACAAUGUUGUUUCUUUGGACUGUGAGCAUGUCAGUCAGACUGCUGAAGAGUUCUAUACAGUGAGGUGCCAGGUGGCGGAUAUGAAGAAUAUUUAUGAAUCUCUUGAUGAAGUAACUAUUAAAGAUACCUUGGAGGGUGACAACAUGUAUACCUGCUCUCACUGUGGGAAGAAAGUGCGGGCUGAAAAAAGGGCAUGUUUUAAGAAAUUGCCUCGCAUCUUAAGUUUCAACACUAUGAGAUACACAUUUAAUAUGGUCACCAUGAUGAAGGAGAAAGUCAACACACACUUCUCAUUCCCUUUACGUUUGGAUAUGACACCUUACACAGAAGAUUUUCUCAUGGGAAAGAAUGACAGAAAAGAAGGUUUUAAGGACGACGGUGAAUAUUUAAAAGAAACUGAAAGUUACGAGUACGAUUUGAUAGGCGUGACAGUUCAUACAGGAACAGCAGAUGGUGGUCACUACUACAGUUUUAUCAGAGAUAUAGUCAAUCCCCAUGCUUACAAAAACAACAAAUGGUAUCUUUUCAAUGAUGCUGAAGUAAAACCAUUUGAUUCUGCUCAGCUUGCUUCUGAAUGUUUUGGUGGAGAAAUGACUACCAAGACAUAUGAUUCUGUCACUGAUAAAUUUAUGGAUUUCUCCUUUGAAAAGACACAUAGUGCGUACAUGCUAUUUUAUAAACGGAUGGAACCAGAGGAGGAAAAUGGCAAAGACUACAAAUUUGAUGUUUCAUCAGAGUUGCUGGAGUGGAUAUGGCAUGAUAACAUGCAGUUUCUUCAAGACAAGAACAUUUUUGAACAUACAUAUUUUGGGUUUAUGUGGCAGUUGUGUAGUAGUAUUCCAAGCACAUUACCAGAUCCAAAAGCAGUCUCCCUAAUGACAGCAAAGUUAAGCACUUCCUUUGUUCUGGAGACAUUUAUCCAUUCAAAAGAAAAGCCCACAAUGCUUCAGUGGAUUGAACUGUUAACAAAACAGUUUAAUAACAGUCAGGCAGCUUGUGAGUGGUUUUUGGAUCGGAUGGCUGAUGAUGAUUGGUGGCCAAUGCAGAUUCUAAUCAAGUGUCCCAAUCAAAUUGUGAGGCAGAUGUUCCAGCGCUUGUGUAUUCAUGUGAUACAGAGACUGAGGCCAGUGCAUGCACAUCUAUAUCUGCAACCAGGAAUGGAAGACUGUUCGGAUGACAUGGAUGGUCCUGUGGAAGAUAUUGGUAGCCGCUCAUGUGUAACUCGCUUCGUGAAGACGCUCUUGUCAAUUAUGGAGCAUGGUGUUAAACCUCACAGUAAACAUCUCACAGAAUACUUUGCAUUUCUUUAUGAAUUUGCCAAAAUGGGAGAAGAAGAGAGUCAGUUCUUGCUUUCAUUGCAAGCCAUAUCAACAAUGGUCCAUUUCUACAUGGGAACUAAAGGACCUGAAAACCCGCAAGUUGAAGUGCUAUCUGAAGAGGAAGGAGAGGAGGAGGAGGAGGAGGAAGACAUUCUUUCAUUAGCAGAAGAAAAAUACAGGCCUGCUGCACUUGAAAAGAUGAUUGCCCUCAUUGCUCUUCUGGUUGAACAGUCUCGCUCAGAAAGGCACUUGACUUUGUCACAAAACGACAUGGCAGCAUUAACAGGAGGAAAGGGUUUUCCUUUCUUGUUUCAACAUAUCCGUGAUGGCAUCAACAUCAGGCAAACCUGCAAUCUCAUUUUCAGCCUGUGUCGGUACAAUAAUCGACUUGCCGAACACAUUGUGUCCAUGCUUUUCACAUCUAUAGCAAAGUUGACUCCUGAGGCAGCCAAUCCUUUUUUCAAAUUGCUGACUAUGCUAAUGGAGUUUGCUGGCGGUCCUCCAGGAAUGCCACCCUUUGCUUCUUACAUCCUGCAGAGGAUAUGGGAGGUGAUUGAAUACAAUCCAUCUCAGUGCUUGGAUUGGCUGGCAGUGCAGACACCUCGAAAUAAACUAGCCCACAGUUGGGUGCUGCAAAAUAUGGAGAACUGGGUUGAACGUUUUCUUUUGGCACACAAUUAUCCUAGAGUGAGAACUUCUGCAGCCUACCUUUUGGUGUCACUUAUUCCAAGCAAUUCAUUCCGUCAGAUGUUCCGAUCAACUCGAUCCUUGCAUAUCCCUACACGUGACCUGCCUCUCAGUCCAGAUACUACAGUAGUUCUUCAUCAAGUCUACAAUGUACUUCUUGGCCUGCUUUCAAGAGCAAAACUGUAUGUUGAUGCUGCUGUUCAUGGCACUACUAAACUGGUGCCCUACUUUAGUUUCAUGACUUACUGUUUAAUCUCAAAAACUGAGAAACUUAUGUUUUCCACUUAUUUCAUGGACUUGUGGAACCUUUUCCAGCCUAAACUUUCUGAGCCAGCUAUAGCCACCAACCACAAUAAACAGGCUUUGCUCUCUUUUUGGUAUAACGUAUGUGUUGACUGCCCAGAGAAUGUACGCCUUAUUGUACAGAAUCCUGUGGUGACAAAGAACAUUGCCUUCAAUUACAUCCUAGCAGACCAUGAUGAUCAGGAUGUGGUGCUCUUUAACCGUGGGAUGCUGCCUGCUUAUUAUGGCAUUCUGCGGUUAUGCUGCGAACAGUCACCUGCAUUCACAAGACAGCUGGCUUCUCAUCAGAAUAUCCAGUGGGCCUUUAAGAAUCUCACACCACAUGCCAGUCAAUACCCAGGAGCAGUAGAAGAGCUGUUUAACCUCAUGCAGCUGUUUGUAGCUCAGAGGCCAGAUAUGAGAGAAGAAGAGAUAGAAGACAUAAAGCAAUUUAAGAAAACAACCAUAAGCUGUUAUCUGCGCUGCUUAGAUGGACGGUCUUGUUGGACUACUUUAAUAAGUGCCUUCAGAAUAUUAUUAGAAUCUGAUGAAGACAGACUUCUUGUUGUGUUUAAUAGAGGCUUAAUCCUGAUGACUGAGUCCUUUAACACAUUGCACAUGAUGUAUCAUGAGGCCACAGCUUGUCACGUGACUGGAGACCUGGUGGAACUUUUGUCAAUAUUCCUCUCGGUCCUUAAAUCAACACGUCCAUAUCUUCAGAGAAAAGAUGUGAAGCAAGCGCUAAUCCAGUGGCAGGAGCGAAUUGAAUUUGCCCAUAAACUCUUAACUCUGCUAAAUUCUUACAGUCCUUCAGAACUUAGAAAUGCUUGCAUUGAUGUCCUCAAGGAGCUUGUGCUUUUAAGCCCUCAUGAUUUCCUGCACACUUUGGUUCCAUUUCUGCAGCACAACCAUUGUACAUACCACCACAGUAAUAUCCCAAUGUCUCUUGGACCUUAUUUCCCCUGUCGUGAAAAUCUGAAAUUAAUAGGAGGGAAAAGUAAUAUCCGUCCUCCUCGUCCUGAACUCAAUAUGUGCCUCUUGCCUACGAUGAUGGAAGCCAGCAAGGGUAAAGAUGAUGUUUAUGAUCGUAUGCUUCUAGACUACUUCUUUUCGUACCAUCAGUUCAUCCAUCUAUUAUGUCGAGUUGCAAUCAACUGUGAAAAGUUUACCGAAACUUUAGUUAAGAUGAGUGUCCUCGUUGCUUAUGAAGGUUUACCACUUCAUCUUGCAUUGUUUCCCAAACUUUGGACUGAGCUGUGCCAGACUCAGUCUGCUAUGUCAAAGAACUGUAUUAAACUCCUGUGUGAAGAUCCAGUUUUUGCAGAAUAUAUUAAAUGUAUUCUAAUGGAUGAAAGAACCUUUCUUAACAACAAUAUUGUGUACACAUUCUUGACGCACUUUCUUUUAAAGGUCCAGGGGCAGGUGUUUUCUGAAGCAAACUGUGCCAAUUUAAUCAAUACUCUGGUUACAAAUCUAAUAAAUCAAUAUCAAAGCCUAGAAUCCGAUUUCAGCAGCCAGCGAGUUGAAAUUUCCAAAGCAAGCUCUACCUUAAAUGGGGACCUUCGAGCACUUGCUUUGUUGCUUUCAGUGCACACCCCUAAGCAGCUGAAUUCGGCCCUGAUUCCAACUUUGCAAGAACUGCUAAACAAAUGCAGGGCUUGUCAACAACAGAGGAACUCAUUACAAGAGCAAGAAGCCAAAGAAAGAAAAACUAAAGAUGAUGAAGGAGCUACUCCUGUAAAAAGAAGACGGGUUAGCAGUGAUGAGGAGCAUACUGUAGACAGCUGCAUCAGUGAUAUGAAAACUGAACCAAGGGAGGCAUUGACUCCAACAAGCACUUCAGAUAAUGAGACAAGAGACUCUUCUAUCAUUGAUCCUGGCACUGAACAAGAUCCUCCUUCCCCUGAAAAUAGUUCUGUUAAAGAAUACAGAAUGGAAGUCCCAUCUUCCUUUUCAGAAGACAUGAUGUUAACUACCAGGUCACAACACACAGAAGAGCAGUCAGGCAAUGGUAAAUUUGAAGAGUGCAAGGAAUUUAAAGAUCUGCAGAGUUCCAAGGAUCCCAAUGCAGUUGAAGAUGACUCAGAGUUCCCCUCCACAUCAAUUUCAGCAGUUUUAUCUGACCUAGCAGAUCUAAGAGGCUGCGAUGGUCAAGCCUUACCAUCCCAGGACCCUGAAAAUAGUUUAUCAAUCAGUUGUGGCCAUUCCAGAGGACUUUUUAGUCACAUGCAGCAGCAUGACAUUUUAGACAUCCUAUGUAGGACCAUUGAGUCUACGAUUCAUGUGGUCACAAGGAUAUCUGGCAAAGGAAACCAAGCUGCUUCUUGACAUUAGAUGGAGCAUGUCUGCUUUUAAGUCUUUUUUUUUUUUCCCUCCUCCCCCCUGAAAAUGCUGUUUGUAUAAGUUUUGCUUAUUUCUGUUUUGUGCUUCAGUUUGUCCAGUGCUCUCUGCUUGAAUGGCAAGAUAGAUUUAUAUGCUUAAUUCUUGGUCAGGCAGAACUCCAGAUUAAAACAUUUUUUGCAUCUACCGUACUUUUCUUAAAGGGCAAUCAGAUAAUGGAUAUGUUUUAUGUAAUUAAGAGUUCACUGUAGUGGCUUUCAUUUAAUAUGGCUGUAUGGGAGAACAGGGCCUCCUUGCCCUGUAUGAUGUAAUUUAAACUUAUGGCAUUUUUACUGUGUAUAAUAUGGUGUCCUCUGUGCCAGUUUUGUACCUUAUAAUAGAGGCAGAUUGCCUCAGAUCGCUGUGGUUCUUAUUAUCAAAAUUAAGUUUACUUGUAUACUAAACAACCACAAGAAAUUUGAUUCUGUAAAGAAUCCUCUUUAGCUGUGGCCUGGCAGUAUCUAUACGGUGCUUUAUUUAACAGAAUACCUGUGGAGGAAAUAAAGCACACUUGAUGUAAAAUUAAUUGUUUUAUUUUUAUUGACAUGAUCAAUCGCUAUUCUGUGCACUUCAUUAAACUGAUUGUGAUGACUUUU